CGCACAGCCAGUCCAUCCACCUGCAGGGGCUCACCUCUUCUAUUAGGACCAGACUCCACUGGAGCGAAAACUCUACUGCACUGACACAGUCCCAUAUAAUGUUCUCCUUGAGCUAAUGAUGUCCAGUAAAGUUUUCCAAGGUCAUCAGGAAUGCCAGCCAGAGAAACCACCACUGGACAACAUUACACAGGAAGACAAUUCCAUGUUCAAAAUCAUAACUUUCACAGAGGAACCACUUCACACAGGAUACACACUGAGUAGUCUGAUAAAUAUCAUUGCUUUUCAAAGAAGUAAGAACAGCACAUGGGAGAAGAAACGAUUAUGCAGUGGAGAGAAGUGUUAUUAUUUUUCAUGUGAAUUGAAAACCUAUGAAGAGAGUAGAAAGUUCUGCAAGAAAUUUUAUACCACACUUCUUAAGAUAGAAGAUGAAAAAGAAUUGAAGUUCACUCAAAGCCAACUGUCCUCUAAGUCCUAUUACUCUUGGAUUGGAUUGACCCGUAAAGGAGCCAACAAUUUUGGGACAUGGGAAGAUAACUCAGCACCCUCAUUAACCUCACUGUUCUUUAUCACAAACAACAGGCAACAGACAAAGGUUGGAAGGUGUGUGAUGAUAGCAGCAAGGAAGAAGAAUGUUUCUGACUGUUCUGGCUCCACAUACCAUGUUUGUGGAAAGAAGAAUGCUGGUCAUGCUACCUAAUAAUGAGAACAAAAAAGCAACCACAGAAGACAAGUGCAGAAAAUUUACUUUCUAAUAACUCAGCUUCUUGGAAGUCCUAGUAUCUCUAUAUCACUUCAGAAUAUCCUGUUUUUUUUUAAAGGACUACCAGUAUUCUAGCUUCUGCAUGUGAUAAAGCUGGAAUAGUGGGUACAUCACAAUGAGAUACACCAGACCCUGCACUUCGGCCCUGUCAAAUUACCAUGAGUAUGAGCACAGGGUGAUGGAGAAAAAGAGUGUGAGUGCU
Messenger RNA from Phyllostomus hastatus (greater spear-nosed bat), 962 nucleotides. RefSeq names its product killer cell lectin-like receptor 5. NCBI's taxonomy places the organism in Eukaryota, Metazoa, Chordata, Mammalia, Chiroptera, Phyllostomidae. Gene Ontology annotation, cellular component: cell surface. Gene Ontology annotation, molecular function: (1->3)-beta-D-glucan binding; pattern recognition receptor activity. Bases 116 to 697 code for a protein of 193 amino acids. The transcript has 5 exons. The record is from RefSeq and is a predicted model, not a curated record. Gene Ontology annotation, biological process: positive regulation of cytokine production involved in inflammatory response; cellular response to molecule of fungal origin; detection of fungus.